This is a messenger RNA of Rhagoletis pomonella (apple maggot), 1952 nucleotides long. It is a transcript of the gene AdipoR, whose product is annotated as adiponectin receptor protein. Gene Ontology annotation, molecular function: signaling receptor activity. Gene Ontology annotation, cellular component: plasma membrane. The coding region runs from base 380 to 1708 and encodes 442 amino acids. The record is from RefSeq and is a predicted model, not a curated record. NCBI's taxonomy places the organism in Eukaryota, Metazoa, Arthropoda, Insecta, Diptera, Tephritidae. Gene Ontology annotation, biological process: adiponectin-activated signaling pathway. The transcript has 7 exons.
GUGUUUCCUAUUAUCGAAGUUUUUUUGCAUUGUUUGGAGCAGUUUGGAGGAAGUUUUGCGUGUUUCUUGCUUCAAUUUGAAGCCUUCUCGUUAAAAUCUCAGCAUUUUGCUGAAAUUCAUAACAAGGUAAAGCCGUUUUUGUUCAAAUCGUAAUAAAAGUUUGUAAAUGGUCUUGUUAACGGGAGUAGGUAAGCAGUUAUUUCUGGGUAAGUAAAAAACAACAAAACUCCAACGGUAAACUAACAACUUUUGAAGGAAUCGCUCUCUAAACCGUUGCUCUAAUUCAGUCUCUUUGUUUUGAAAAUAUAGAGCAAACAGAAAAUUCUCUAUUAACCAUAUUAAUUAGUAAGAAUCGACUAAUAAAUAACAAAAAAAAAAAAUGGAGAUGGAAACCACAACAUCCACCACAAAGCUUAUUGCACCUGAUGUCUCGAAAGACAAUUUUGUUUCCGAUAAUAAUAUGGCUGGUUUCGUAGCAGACGAUAGUUGCGAAUUUGAAUCGCCGGAACAUUCGUGCGUAGAGUCAAUAGGACGUAGCGAUGGAGAUGAUGAAGAUGAGGACAUUAUUUUCCAAGAGGUCAAAAUGAUAUUGCGUAAGCGCCGUGGCUGGGGACCCGAAGAUUCGCUAAGUACUAAUGAUAUAGAUUUGCUCGAAUAUGAUGAUGAGUUAGUGGAGGAAGACGAUGCAGGAUGUCCUUUGCCUUCUACGCCUGAGGAUACACAACUCAUUGAGGCUGAGAUGACCGAAGUGCUAAAGGCUGGUGUUUUAUCAGAUGAGAUUGACUUGGGUGCAUUGGCCCACAAUGCUGCCGAGCAGGCUGAAGAGUUCGUCCGUAGGGUAUGGGAAGCUAGCUGGAUUGUGUGUCACUAUAAAAAUUUACCCAAGUGGCUGCAAGAUAAUGACUUUCUACACCGCGGCCAUCGUCCGCCACUGCCCUCGUUCAGUGCCUGUUUUAAGUCCAUAUUUCGUGUCCAUACUGAAACAGGCAAUAUUUGGACACACUUGCUGGGCUGUGUAGCCUUUAUUGGUGUGGCUCUGUACUUUUUGUCUCGCCCUUCUGUCGAGAUACAAGUACAAGAAAAAAUUAUAUUUGGUGCCUUCUUUGCUGGCGCCAUCAUUUGCCUGGGCUUCUCAUUCGCAUUUCACACGCUUAGCUGUCAUUCGGUGGAGAUUGGAAGACUGUUUUCAAAAUUAGACUAUUGUGGAAUUGCAUUACUCAUAAUGGGUUCGUUUGUACCCUGGUUGUAUUAUGGGUUCUAUUGUCAUUAUCAGCCUAAAGUGAUCUACUUAUCAGUAGUAUGUGUAUUGGGCACUCUAUCAAUUAUUGUUUCGCUGUGGGAUAAAUUCUCUGAACCUGCCUUGCGACCUCUCCGCGCUGGAGUCUUCAUGAGUUUCGGUCUUUCAGGCAUAAUACCAGCUAUUCAUUACAGUCUCAUGGAGGGUUGGUUCAGUCAAAUUAGUCAGGCCAGUUUGGGUUGGUUAAUUUUAAUGGGCCUGCUUUAUAUACUUGGUGCACUUUUGUAUGCAUUGCGAGUACCGGAGAGAUGGUUCCCAGGCAAAUUUGAUAUAUGGUUCCAAUCGCAUCAGUUGUUCCACAUACUCGUCAUUGCGGCAGCAUUUGUGCACUAUCAUGGAAUAUCCGAAAUGGCGAUGUAUCGUGUUACAGUAGGCGAAUGCACCGUACCUCACGAACCAAUUACUUUUUAAGCGGAAAGGCAGGAAGGCAUACCAAUUUUAAAGCUAAGGCAAUUGUUUCCGUGUCUAUUAAUAAUAUGUGUUAACAACAUCAACAUCACAGAAUUGGCUGCAGGCAGUAAAAAGAGGAGAUUUUAUGAACGAAUUGCAGAAGCUGAAAGUUAUUAAAUAUAUUCGUAACAUUCAAAAAAUACAUUAUAAUAAAUCAUUUAAAAUUAGCGGACUCAAAAUAGAAAAAAUAAAUAUAAAACAUAUA